Paramecium octaurelia is the source of this 576-nucleotide messenger RNA. Lineage: Eukaryota; Ciliophora; Oligohymenophorea; Peniculida; Parameciidae. The record is from the annotation of a GenBank genome assembly.
AUGAAAUUCAAUAUUGAGAUUAUUCUUAUAUAUAAUAUACUCAGAGUGAUUGGCUGGAGUCAAGUGAUAAUUUUUUUGAUAUACCAAACAAGUUUAGAACUUGAAGACAUUUCAACGAUUGCAAAUUUAGUAAGAUAGUUAAUAGGGGCAAAAAUGCUUGAAAUUAUAUUUAUCAAGCCUAAUGAAAUUUUUGAUCAACGAAACAUUGUUAAAUAUUACUCCUAUCUUACUAGGGCUUUAUGUUUAUACUAUCUAAUGACUCCUGGUCUAUGUUUUUGUUCUUUUAGGAACACAAUAAGCGGAUGGGCAAUCUAAGAACUUUUUGACUCUAUUUAUUAUAUAGGAAGAUCAGAUCUAACAGCAUAAAUCAAAAGAAUACUAACUUAUAUAUUAAUUCCGUAUACGGCAUUAGGAAUGUUUAGAAUAAUGAAUAGAGUUAUAGAAAAAAAUUUGGAUAAUAUUACAUUUUGUAGGAUUAUUUAAUUAGUGCUCAUUAUUUUUGCAAUACAUCACAUGUACUUCAUUGGUUAGAAUAACAACAGAAAGAAAAUUAGCAAACUUUAGAAAAAUAUAUGA